AGAGAGAGAGAGAGGAUGAGUGGAGCAGAGAAGGUGGUGUGCGUGACUGGAGCUUCAGGCUACAUAGCUUCAUGGGUGGUGAAGCUCCUUCUUCAACGUGGGUAUACUGUCAAAGCUACAGUUCGUGACCCAAAUGAUUCAAAGAAAACAAAACACUUGCUUGCCCUUGAUGGAGCUAAGGAAAGACUUCAUUUGUUCAAAGCUGAUUUAGUCGAAGAAGGAUCGUUUGAUUCUGCAGUUGAUGGAUGUGAAGGUGUUUUUCAUACAGCAUCUCCUGUACUAUUUUCAUCCACUGAUCCACAGGCCGAAUUAAUUGAUCCAGCAGUGAAAGGAACAAUUAACGUUCUUAGAUCAUGUGCAAAAGUUCCUUCAGUCAAGAGAGUGAUUGUAACAUCCUCUUUGGCUGCAGUCGCAUAUAAUGGAAAACCACUGACUUUGGAUGUGGUAGUUGAUGAGACCUGGUUUUCAGAUGCACUUUUUUGUGAGAAAUUGAAGAAUUGGUAUCCGGUUUCAAAAACUUUAGCUGAGGAAGCUGCUUGGAGAUUUGCAAAAGAGAACGAAAUUGACCUGGUUACAAUAAAUCCAGGGUUUGUGAUUGGUCCUUUUUUACAACCAACUCUUAAUCUUACCAUGGAGGAGAUUCUGAAACUUAUAGAUGGAGAUCAAACAUUUCCCAAUUCAUUCUAUAAAUUUGUUGAUAUUAGAGAUGUUGCAAAUGCUCAUAUUCAAGCACUUGAAGUUCCUUCAGCCACAGGCAGAUAUUGUUUAGUUGAAACCGUUGUACACAGUUCUGAGGCUAUCAAGAUUUUACAUAAACUGUACCCCACUUUGCGCCUUCCUGAAAAAUGUGAUGACAAGCCUUCCAUGCCUGGAUAUCAGGUAUCCAAGGAGAAAGCAAAAAGUUUGGGUAUCAACUUCAUUCCUUUGGAGGUGGCUCUUAGAGACACUGUUGAAAGCUUGAAGCAGAAGGGCUUCAUCAGUUUCUGAAUGAUGUUAAUGAUCGGGUAGUGAUGCAAAUAAUUGUGAACAAACUGUGUUCCCUUCAAAUAUCAAUGUCGAGAUGAGUGAAAACUAUAUUAAUUCUAAAUAAAAGUUUGAUUAAUCAGUUAUUCUAAAACCUAAGCCAAGAAAGAACAGUGUGUUGUAUUUAAUAAAUGCCCCAACAUGUGAAACUGCAUCUUCCAUAUGGUGUAUGAUUUCUCUUUGUGCUUCUCCUCCUCAAUUCAACAGUCAGGCAAAGUGAGGGCAGUGGC
Corylus avellana is the source of this 1253-nucleotide messenger RNA. RefSeq names its product phenylacetaldehyde reductase-like. NCBI's taxonomy places the organism in Eukaryota, Viridiplantae, Streptophyta, Magnoliopsida, Fagales, Betulaceae. Gene Ontology annotation, molecular function: oxidoreductase activity, acting on the CH-OH group of donors, NAD or NADP as acceptor. The record is from RefSeq and is a predicted model, not a curated record.